Molecule: messenger RNA, 417 nt
Organism: Punctularia strigosozonata HHB-11173 SS5
Lineage: Eukaryota; Fungi; Basidiomycota; Agaricomycetes; Corticiales; Punctulariaceae
Product: HIT-like protein
Exons: 7
Coding region: 1-417 (138 amino acids)
Biological process (GO): nucleotide metabolic process
Molecular function (GO): catalytic activity
Source: RefSeq, a predicted model, not a curated record
AUGGCGAGCACUCUCAAAGACGACUGUCUCUUCUGCGCGAUGAUUCAGGGGAAAAUUCCCGUACUAAAGCUCUUAGAGACCGAGAAAUCCCUGGUCUUCAUGGACAUCGGGCCUGUCGCUGAGGGACACACCUUGAUCAUACCAAAAUAUCACUGCAACACAAUGGACGAAGUUCCAAACGAAUACCUCGAGGAGAUUUUACCUCUUGCAAAGAGAAUCGCAAUUGCCCUCGAAGUCAAGGACUACAACGUGCUCCAAAACAAUGGGAAGAUUGCGCAUCAGCACGUUUUCCAUGUCCAUUUCCAUGUUAUUCCGAAGCCCAACGAGACCGAGGGUUUGGGAGUUGGAUGGCCGAGAGUGGAGCCGGGAAUGGAGGCACUCAAGAAAGUACAGGAGCGAGUGCUAUCCAAAUUGUGA